AUAUAGGCUUGCACUCUCCCCUGCAUUCUGCAUUCAAAGCAGAGCUUCUUAUUAAAUGAGUCCACGUUCAGAAUUCAGAGAAGUAAAGAUAUAUAUGUACCAUUGUUUUUUUUUUUUUUUUACAACCUAAGUAAUUAGCCCAAUUUUCUGUCCUUUUAUAUUUACUCGAUAGGUCGUUUUUUGUGCCUUUUGUUAUUGUAAAAAAAACAAGUGUUUUCUCUAUCAUCUUUGACACCUUCUACCUGUCCCUCUGUACAUGUAAAUAAUGGCGAUGUAGUUGUACAUGUACAUAUAUAUCCAAGUGGUGGUGAAAAUUUAAUUAAAUUCAAAAAUAAAUAAUUUUUCGAGGGUUGCUUUCAGAAGUAGUAUAAGAUUGGGGCAUGUUUGUUCUAUACAGGUGUUUUGAUUCAGCUUUCUUUUGCCUUUUUAACAUGUACCAAUAAACUCUACUUUUUUGUUCUGGUCUUUUUACUUCUUUCUAAGAUACUCUGUUUUUUUUUAAAAAAAAUAAAUUAUGGACCCUAAGUCUCAUAUUUUUAAUGAGGGGGAAGAAUGUCACAGUUGUGAAUCUGGAUGGACAAUGUACAUUGGCUCACCUACGAAUGAUGAAGAUGAUGAGAUGAAUUGCGAAGGUGAUUUUGAUAAUGAAGAUGGUAUUUUAGGACAAGGUCGUCGCAAGAAGAUAAUUAAUGAUGAUGAUGAUACUGAUGAUUCGAUGGCGUCUGAUGCAUCUUCAGGACCAAGUCAUCAUGUUGUUAGAAAUGCGAAUAAGAGUACAAUUAUUCCAAAGGAAAAAGGUUAUGGAAAAAGUGGUUCUAACAACAAAGCCAGCAUGAAGAAAGGUAGUGGGAAGAAUCAAGACAAAGGAGGGUACUCUGUUUUUUCAGCAAAAGUUCCAUCCAGUAGUGAAAAGGUAAAGAAAAGUAUUUGGAAGGGCAAAGGAAAAUAAAACUUACUAUAACUAGUAGUACUAUAUUAUUAUUAUAUAUCUUCUCUUUUGUUAUAUUACUGUACUUAAUUUGUAUCUCUUGUGUUAGUACUUAGUGCAAAGUGGAAUGUUAAGGAUGUUUUGGGAUUAGAAAUGAAUCAUUUUUUUUUGUUCCCUUUUGGUUGUCAAUGGAUAUA
This is a messenger RNA of Solanum stenotomum, 1125 nucleotides long. Its product is annotated as protein SOB FIVE-LIKE 3-like. The transcript has a single exon. Bases 515 to 949 code for a protein of 144 amino acids. NCBI's taxonomy places the organism in Eukaryota, Viridiplantae, Streptophyta, Magnoliopsida, Solanales, Solanaceae. Gene Ontology annotation, biological process: cytokinin biosynthetic process. The record is from RefSeq and is a predicted model, not a curated record.